This is a messenger RNA of Ectocarpus sp. CCAP 1310/34, 3366 nucleotides long. The record is from the annotation of a GenBank genome assembly. Lineage: Eukaryota; Phaeophyceae; Ectocarpales; Ectocarpaceae.
AUGCAAUUGCUGUUGACCGCCGACGGGCAGUGUUGCUGUGUAUCAAGCACAGAUAUAAUGACGCCGGAACUUAACUCUUCUGCCGUGCAGUUGUGCUACGAGUACUGCUCCAGCAACGGCUACGACUUCAUGGGCCUGCAACAUGGACGCGAAUGCUACUGCGGGACCGAAGAGGACGAGAAACGGCACGUGCAGUACGGACUGGGCACUUGCGACCACCCUUGCAAAGGCGACGACAACCUUGUUUGCGGAGGGUUUUGGUCCUUCGAUCUCUACUACAUCGGAGAGACUGAGCCGGCAGCUGCCGGAGAUAAUGUCGACGACUCUUCCGAGAAGCAGGUCUUGCUCGACCUUCACAACGAGGCUAGGUGCGUGCACGGCGCGGAGCCCUUGGCAUGGGACGAAACCAUGGAGGAGACUGCCAGGGGUCACGCAGAGGAGCUCACCUCGCAGGAAAACUGUGGCUAUUUGUUCUGGAGCGACGUGACAGCGCACGGUUAUGGCGAAAACCUGUACCUGUGCUACGGCGCGGCUGACUGCAUGAUGUACGACGGAGUGCUGGACACAAUGUACGACUAUGCAGUCGACGACGGUCCGGUAGUCGACUACGACAUUCGUGCUAGGCGCAUGCUGUGGGCGUCUACAACCAAACUCGGAUGUGCGAUCAGGUCGUGCGUCUACGAGUACAUCGACGUGGAAGUCUUGGUCUGCAACUACGACCCGAUUGGCGACUACGGGGACCCUGCCGCCAUCGAGGAAGAGAUUGGACUCCCCGAACAAUCGGAGGAGGAAUGCCAGCAGGUCGCCCCGCCGGACACGCCUUCGCCCAGGACCACCCCUGCCCCUGCCACCACCACCCCGCCGCCCUCGACUGGGGAAGAGCCUUUCACGACAACAGCUCAACCGCUCCCUGUCACCCUCCCUCCAUCCUUCCCCACCUCCCCUCCCGUCUCCGAGACUGACCCGCCUUCACCUGAACCGGAACCAUCGACCCGUGCUCCUGUAACGCCCGAAUCCACUCUGGCCCCUAUUGAGCCCGAGCCUUCCCCGGCCCCUGUUGAGCCCGAGUCGGAGCCCACUCCAGCCCCUGUUUCGCCCGAGCCCGAGCCCGAGCCCGAGCCCGAGCCUUCGCCGGUCCCGGAGACAGACGAAAGCCCUGGCGUUGGUGCAUGCGACCCGAACCCUUGCAUGAACGGAGGGUCGUGCGAGGUGGACCCCAAUGGUGGGUACACCUGCAGCUGCGGGAGCAGCUACGGAGGGAUGAUGUGCGAGACCGACGUUACAGGCAUGUCUGAGUUCUUCAUCACGGUGGACUUCCUCGGAUCGUGGACUGACGAACGCAAGGGCGUCUUCCAAAGCGCAGCUAACAGGUGGUCGGAGGUCUUGACGCACAUCCCGUGCUCCGGAACCAACGGCAACGGGGGUGCCGCGGGCGAGCUCACCAUCACCUCCACUCUUGAAACUAUCGACGGUGUCUACGGAACCCUGGGCUUCGCCGGGCCUCGCGGCACCUACAGUGACUGCCGUGGCAUCAGCUACUCGGGAGAGAUCCUGUUAACCGUUUACAUGCUCUCGGUAUCCACCGUCAGGACCUUUGACAUCGACGACAUCGCUGAGAUGGAGAGGCAGGGAACCUUCGAAGGUGUCAUCCUCCACGAGAUGGGCCACGUCAUCGGCACUGGUACCCUGUGGGGUGAGUGUUCCGAUUGUGACAGCACCGGCAGCGCGGAAUGGAAGUGCCCCCUGGCUGCCCAGGUGUACAACGACUUCAUGGGAAACCCUGCUGGUUCCCGGGCCGACAUCAUUGAGCUCGAAGGCGGAGCCGGUGAGCUUAAUGAAAGACUGCAUGCGGGGCAAAGAAACAGUACAAGCAACUCUGCUAUUGUGCACCGCCAUUUGCCUAGGAUCUGUUGGUCAAAGGUGGUUGAAAAAGCCUAUCACGAAUAUUCUGUCGAUCAUGGGCCCGUCAUCCAUCUGGACCUUGUAUUCCGCUCAAAAGGCUACAUGAUGAAGCUAGCCGCUGGUGUUUUCGCGCUCGAGUGUACAAGCUGCGGACACUUCAGCGAAUCCACGUUUGAAGAUGAACUCAUGACUGGCUUCGUCAAUGCGGGUACGAUGCCGCUUUCGAAGCUAACGUGCGCUUCUCUGGCUGAUCAAGGCUACGUCGUCCAAUCGUCGAAGGCGGACUCGUACACCGUUCCGUCCCGUCGGGACCCCUCUGCCCGCCAAGGGGAGACCAAGACAUACAAGCUCGCGGAGAGCACCGACGACACGACUAUUGACGUUUGCAACGAGGAGGGCGAGAUCGUCGACACCAUUCAAGGGAAGCGGAUCCGCUUCUGAUCCGACCGACUGCUAGCAAGAGGAACACCGCUGCGCCCCAAGAUGUGGUGCGAUUUCGCUACUACUUUCAAGGCGCUGCUGCAGUUCACGAGCGUGCAGAGAACAUGAACAUGAUGCGUCAUUUGCCGUGUUCAGGAUUGUUAAGAAUAUAUAGCUACAAACUAGCGUGGGCUUGCUCCACCGCAAAAACACGUAUCAUCGCUUGUUUCCCAUUUCGCUUUAGUAGUUUUUGUUGUUAGCUUCGGCACACUUGGACACAUGCAAUUUUUUAGCCCAACACUUGGGAAUGUACCAUGCGGUUUACUGUUGCAGAGGUGUCGAGCCGUUUUCGCCUCCGUCGGUUGCUGGUCGUUUCUGCGGACCCGAAAGAUCAGCUACUCGUCGAUGGCUUUUCUACCUUUUGCUGUGGAAGUCUCGCCCAAUGCCCUUUCUGUUGCUGUUUAGCUACCCUGGAUAAACCCUCAGACGUGCAUACUUUUGAUGCGCGAACCAGUGCCGUCUCCAACUCGUAGAUGUUGCACCUUUGUCCAUCCUUUGUGUGAUGGACAGGUAUCGUGUGAAUGUGUUUGGCUUUUUACACGGGUUGCUGUAGCUCGGGAGGAAUAUAGCCGUUGUCCCAAUCCCGUACGUAAGCAAGGUGCCCAUCACCAUGUCGUUGUGUGUUAAAUGGCGCCGUGUUGUUUACGGUUUGGUCCCGGUGGAUGAACCGGCAGAAGAAGCGUGGUGCGUUUUCGAAAGCGCACUUUCACUCGUAAGGCGAAGGAGUAUACUCUUGGCGCACUUUCGUGGCUAUCACCUCCCGUUUGCUUUCGAAACGCACGCUGAUGAAUGUAUGAAAUGCUGCGAUAGAAUCGGGAAACAAGAGUGCAAAGGUCGUCAACUCACGUGUUAAUAGUGCGUGCGCCGUUGUUGCUGUUUUCAUUGAGUCGGGGAUCCUGACCGGGAAGAGUUGAAGUCCGUGCAGGACAUGUUGUUCGUUCUUAAGUCAACUCCGGAACAGUAGGGUUAGUACAGUCGUCGAUU